Messenger RNA from Penicillium subrubescens, 1146 nucleotides. RefSeq names its product class III chitinase. Gene Ontology annotation, biological process: carbohydrate metabolic process. NCBI's taxonomy places the organism in Eukaryota, Fungi, Ascomycota, Eurotiomycetes, Eurotiales, Aspergillaceae. The record is from RefSeq and is a predicted model, not a curated record. Gene Ontology annotation, cellular component: extracellular region. Gene Ontology annotation, molecular function: chitinase activity; cellulose binding. The transcript has 5 exons. Bases 1 to 1146 code for a protein of 381 amino acids.
AUGGGCUUCAUUUUCGCCAUUGCUCCAUUAGUGUAUGCUGGGUUUGAUCCUAGCUCGUCCUCCAACAUUGCAGUGUACUGGGGACAGAACUCAUAUGGCCAGGGUAGCGGUUCCUUUGUUCAGCGAAAUCUUGCCUACUACUGCUCGAAUACUAAUAUCAAUAUUAUCCCUAUUGCAUUCAUGAAUGGCAUCAGUCCUCCUAUUACCAACUUUGCUAAUGCGGGAGACAACUGCACCACGUUCUCUGACAACCCCAAUCUCCUGAACUGUACUCAAAUUUCGAAUGAUAUCAAGACUUGCCAGAAAACGUAUGGCAAAACGAUCAUUUUGUCGCUUGGUGGAGCCACCUAUACCCAGGGAGGGUGGUCUUCAGCCACUGAUGCUCAAAAUGCCGCACAGGCAGUGUGGAAUAUGUUCGGACCCUUACCGGGUACUGCAGUUGACCGUCCCUUUGGAGACGCUGUCGUUGAUGGCUUUGAUUUCGAUUUCGAGUCGACACUCAACAAUCUUCCAGCAUUUGGUGCUAAGCUUCGUAGCUUGAUGGACGGAGCGAGUGGGAAGAAAUACUACUUAUCUGCUGCCCCCCAGUGUGUCUUCCCAGAUGCUGCCGAUGGCACGACGCUGGACGCUGUUGCUUUUGAUUUUGUCCUAGUGCAGUUCUACAACAACUGGUGCGAAACAUCCAACUUUCAAGUCGGAUCUUCCACUCAGUCCGCUUUCAACUUUGGUGUCUGGGAUACCUGGGCCAAGACCAGCAAAAACCCCGCGGUGAAGGUCUUUUUAGGUAUUCCAGCCAACUCUGGCGCUGCGGGCGCUGGUUACACCAGUGGAUCUCAGCUCAAGGCUGCCAUCGCUUAUUCGAAGCAGUAUAGUAGCUUUGGAGGAGUCAUGAUGUGGGAUAUGUCGCAGCUUUACGCAAAUAGUGGUUUCCUCGACCAGGUUGUCAGCGACCUCAGUGUCUCUGUUACUCCGACUACAACUACAGCUAUGACUUUUACAACCUCAAGCUCAGUGCCUAGCUCAACUGGUGGGGGCCUUGUUGCUCAGUGGGGUCAGUGUGGUGGUGAAGGAUAUACCGGCCCGACUCAGUGCCAGCCUCCAUACAAGUGCAUUUCCGGCGGUCAGUACUGGUCAUCCUGUCAGUGA